GCAUAACUGGGGUUUUUUUAUUCUCUGUUGAGGUUUAAGAGUUUUUGGUCCAAAAUUUAGGUCAUCACAAAAGGACUACAAGAGGCAAAGGCCGUAAAAUUGAGAAAAUGGGUGUCACCUUGAAAAGACCAAAGCAGGAAAUGACCUCUAUAAACACCCAACAUCCUGACUGAAGGAGGUGAUUAUAUAAGCAGCCCCUCAUCCAGACAGCCUGUCAGUCAGUCAGUGUUUCUACAUGAACAUCAUGACUAUAAUAACUCUGUGCGCCGUCAUAGGUGAGUAUAAACGUUUUCGUUCAGUAUCAGAGUCUGAAUCUGAUUAAAAAUAUUAAAUACAUGCUUUUAAAGAUCUCCUCCUGCUAAAUUAAACCCCAGGUAUCAUCGCAGAUCUUGGUUAUCAUAUCGCUUAUCGUGUCAUCAUGUUAUAUGAAUGCGUACAUUUUUGUUUCAGCUCAUUGAAUAUCAUGUUUUUGCAUUUUUUAUGUCUUUAUACCGAUCGUUACAUAAAAAAAACAACAAGUGUUUCGUCCUGCAGAGACGUCUUUCAGUGUCUGCACAGAUAAUCUGUGAGAUGGCUUUACAAACGUGAUCCUCUGGUGUGGGCGAUGUGCCCUGCUGCUGCAGAUGUUAUCAGUGAUGCUUGUUUGGUUUGGCCUUUAUAACGCAGACAAACAGAAAGCAACUAAAAUAAGUUCACAGCAUUUUCCUGCCUACACAGAAGUCAGUACAGUGAGCAGUGAAAAGUGUCAUUGGCAGUGAAAAUAGAAAACACUAUAACGUUGUGAAGGUGGUAAUCUUUGUGGGUGUUCUCACAUCAGCUUGUUUUUUCCGCCUGUUGGUCAGACUGUAUUUAUUUUCUUGAAACUGUGCUUCAAAUGAACUUAUACCUAUUCCACUGUUGCUGCGGUGUCUUUAUUCACAGUUGUAAGAACGGUCCUAAGGCUGGGCAAUGAUGCCACAGUGUGCUGUUGGCCGACCGACUAUAGUUUCUGACAUACCAGAGUAUCAACCAGUCUGGAACAGCUGACCAGACUGGGACCAGGUCUAGUGACCUCCUGUUCAGUGCAUGACAAUCGACAUGCGAUCAGACAUGAACUGAACUGUAGGCUUGUCUUGGGACACAUCGAAAUAACCAAGUGUUGUGAGUCAAGAGGGUCCGUGGCAGGAAACGUUUCCGACAACAGUCCACAUAGACCCAGCAGACAACACGGAAGUUUGUGACAUUUCAAUCACUUAGGUGUAGGAUAUGUAGAGAUGUAUGAGGUUCUUCGGCAGUCCAAGCUUGAAGCUAGGAGGUCUGCCCCCCUUGAUCCUGGUGGGGUGGGAAAAAAUGCAUUUAUGAUGCCGAGAUGAUCGAUCCAUGAACCUACUGGUCUGUUUCUUUCAGCCACUCUGAGGGUCCAGCCCAACAGGUCCCAGUUUUUCAGUUAUGGGUCCGUCUCUCUGAGCUGUGAAUUUCAGGGGAACUCCUCCGGGUGGACAGUUAAAAGGAACACACUAAAGAACACUAAUGAAAGCUGUCAUAGCGGGCCAAAUAAAACAAAAUCCUUCUGCUCCUUUCCUGAUCUGUACCCAUUUGACAGUGGAAAGUACUGGUGCGAGUCUGCAGCAGGAGGGUGCAGCGAGGCCGUCAACAUUACUGUGACUGGUGGGUCAGAUUCAAGACAUACCAAAUUCUGUGACUUCAUUACACUUCUUUAUAACAACCACUAUCUGUCCUUUAGAUGAUCCCGUGAUUCUGGAGAGUCCUGCUCUUCCUGUGGAGGAGGGCGACAUUGUGACUCUGGGUUGUAAAAUAAGGGCUACGGACUCCAUUGAGCACACCAAUAUUUUCCCGAAAAAUCACACCGCUCAUUUCUACAAAGAUGGCCUCCUCAUUGGAAGCAGCUCCACAGGAAACAGGACCAUCCACCGUGUUUCCAAAUCUGAUGAAGGAUUUUACAGCUGUAACAUCUCUGGAGUUGGACACUCAAAGGAAAGCUGGCUAACUGUCCGAGGUAAGUCCAUGAAAGCGGCUUCUUAUCAUGGAAGAUUGUUGUCACAAAAAAAAAUCACAUUUCCCGGCGUUUCAGUUACCAAGUUGGAAAAAAAGCAAAAUCAGAGGCCUCAAACAAGAUGGCUCCAUCUACUAAAGUUAUUUUAGCACUUGCCUUGUCUGAACAUAAGGAUAAGAACUCAGUGUGACGUCAUUUUCAGCUCCGACAUCUGAAUUCCGAGGUAACUCGAACGCACCAUAACCCCUCACAGUCCUUGUCCUGGUCUGUCAUGGUUUGGCUCUGAAAACCCAAAGAAGCGGUUGAUUUCAGCAGAAUCUGAAGCAGUUGAUACCCUGUUUGCUGAAAUGUCAUCAGUGGUGCCAUGGUAACCUCAAAGGCUGGCGGAUUUCCUGUCCUUGAACACACUUCUUUUAAAACAAGCUCUAGAGUCUUGUUCUCGAGCUCCUGGAGUUUUUCCUCAUGAUCAUCUGUUCUUGAAUCUAGAGUAAUUAAAGACAAAUUAAAGGCCCGUCUCAAUAGUCUGCUUUUUCAUUUCCAUCCACCAUGUCUUUGAAUUUGAACCCACAUCUCCGAAUCUUCAUUUUUGUCUUCAAACGACUUACUGAAAUAUGCUUUCCAUCUGGUUUUGUGAGGAUCAAAAUGCUGCCUCUCAUCUCUGUGUGAAUAUGACAUUUGAACAGAUGUGCUCACCACUAAAUCACCACAAAAACAAGAGCUGUUGUUUUGGGCCAACCUGUGUUUAUUUCUGUUUGAUUUGCAGGACGUCCUGAGGUGUUAAACUCCCCCUUUGAGCACGCUCGACUUCCUGUGGUGGUCGUGUGCUUACUGCUGAUCUCUGUGAUUUCGGUGACACUGCUCUGCCUCUGGAGAAGCCACAAAGGUUAGCCAUUGCAUUUUACAUGACAUUGUCUACAUCCGUCACAUUAUACAUUUUAAAGGUCAAAAGUCCGUGUUUGAACUUGGAACUUGAAACUUGAAACUUUUCUCAACCGAGCAGAUUCUGCUGAAGGAGACCGAAGCGGCGAGGUGUCAGUGAGAACAAAGGUCUUAACGCCUUUUUUUUUUUUCAUGACAGGCAGCGAAGCAACAAAACAAAACAUUUUUAAACACGAACAAUGUCAUGGUGCAGACAAAAAAUACUGUAAGAGUUUCCACUGAUGUCACUUUUGUUAAAGCUAAACAAGCGUACCUGAAGGUCUGUGCACUCUUACUAUUCAUGUGAAAUAAGGCAGCUCCAGGUUUGCUGUGUGGGUGGAAGUACGUACAGUAUGUGGGGCAUGUUUUCAUUAUAAGCCUCAGUCGCUUUAUCAAACAACUCAACCCGAACAGCAGGGCUGCACGAUUUAGGCCAAAAUCAAAAUCCAGGUUUUUUUCUCUGAAAACUUGAUUUUCGAUUCUUAAUUCAUUGACAACUUCACCAAACUUCACUUUAAUAAAAAGUUUUUCUAUCAUCUCCCAAAGCAAAACCACUGAAAAUGAUGUCGUGCAUAUGCCGAGUAAGUGGCGCUAUAACGCUGCAGUGGAAAUGCACAAAAGACAGAAGAAGAAGAGUACAGAGCAGGUGUGUUGUCGCUACCCGAUCCGUCCCGGAAACCCGAUCCGUACUGCGCAAGUGCAAAUUUACUUCACCUUAAAAACUAUAUUUAAACUACCGAUCGAUUUCAGAAACCAGCUGGCGAUGUGACAGGCUAGCUAGCUGGAGGCUCCAGGGCUAAUGCCGAGACAUUCGCCAGAGCUCCUGCCUAGCACGGUGAGACUUUUUGGGCCACAGAAAGCGCUGCAACCCGGUCAAGUUCAUGGUUCUCUGACUUUUUUAAGUAUCAAGGGGCGAUUUAUUUAUUUCAUUCAUUUUAUAAAUCAAAUUUAUUCACAAUAUGAGACACAUUAUGGACAAUGAAUUCCAGCUUUUUUAAACAGCGUCUCAAAUCUAAAAAAUGAAAUAUUCACUUUUAUUCAAGCCUUUUGUAACUACAUUGGAAUUUUACAAUUAAGUUGUAGUAAGAACCUUUGAUCGUUAAACUGGGCGCCAUUCUCUUGACGUUACGGCGCUCUGCUUCAGUCGGGAGAAGCGCUCCGUUCAGGAGAAAAGUGUGUGGCUGAUGAUAAAUUGAAGCGUCCAUUCCGAAUGAAGCGAGCUCGCUGAUGCUGAAGCUGUCUGACAAGUGUCGAAGCUGUCGCAAAGAUGGCUAGUUGAGGAAGUGCCGUUCGUUUCGCACAUGAGCGGUACAAAUCAGGUUUCCGGGACGGAUCAGGUAGCGACAAGUAUAAAGGUUGUUUUGUCCAGACACGUACAGGCGCCAUAAAAGAGUUACGCUGUGUGAACUCAAAACACUUUUGGGUUUACUUCUGAAUUCGUUUCCAUGGUGACGGGUUGAUACCGCCUUCAGACAGACUUUGCAAAGGGGAGUGGUUUGCUCGUCGUCUGAAAAUGCGAAGCCAUACCAAACGGCAUGUUUGUUUACACUGAUGUGUGUGGGAACUGGGUAGGCUACGGUGGCCUGAAGGCGCAAGACAUGACAGAGAGGUAAAUCAAUUUGACAAUUUUCAUUUUUUUAACAUCGUCAUAAUCAAAUAAUCCGAUUACGGUUUAAAUCGAUUAAUCGUGCAGCCCUACUAAACAGCUAAAUCAGAGCUGAGGGUUCAAGAUGGGAAGAUACGGUACGACUGAGUUAUAUUAUUGUGUUGUUAUUGUGUGAAUCUGUGUCUGAAAAUUUAAAAAGGACCAGAUUGGGAACGCACAAUCUCAGACCUGCCAGUGAACUAGAUCUAGAUUUAGUGGGAUCAUGUAAAAGGUUUUGAAUCCAGUUGCAAACACACUGGAUUCAGCCUCUGUUUGAUGAUCUGCAGCCUCUCAGUUUCUCACCUCACCAUCCCUGCAGUGAUCUGAGUGGGUGGAAACGCACUGCGCUAACAGAUGUUUGCAGAGGUGGUAAAACACUUUUGAGGAGACGACUGCUGAAGUGUCGCAGCCACAGUUUCAAGAGCGUGUCUCUGAGUGCUGAGUCGACAUUACAUUUAUUCACACUUUCCUGCAACUCGACUGCAAAUUGCUGCAACACAAAAGCGGAAGCAGAAUAGUAUUGUGGGAAACGGACUUGCUUUAUGAGUGGGAGUGGUUUUCCAAAUGAAAUGACCUUGCAGACGCUGAUUUCUGAUCGGGUGGGAUAGAGAAAUGACACAGAGGGUGUUUCAGUGUCGACAACCUAGCGACUUUAUCACUAGAUUAAGCAACUUUUCAGACCCGCCAAGCGACAAAUCUAGCGACUUUUUCUGGAGUUUAGAGACUCCACCAUAAACACAGGAAUUGUUGUUACUUUUCUCAACGGGUAGCCGGUGUGCAUCAAAAACACAAACACUCAGACACUCAGACACCCCGCGGAAGACUCCUCCUCCUCCUCCUCCUCCUCUUGGGGGUGGGGGGUCGGUGGCGAUGGUAGGUUUGACCAAGGACUUACGCAAAUUCGGCAAUGACGUGAUCUAGGGACUUCUAGCGACUUUUACGACAGCCACUAGUGACUUCCCUUACUAAGGAGUUGGCAACACUGGGCUGUUUUACUUUCACAUUAAUAUCAACUAAUACCAGUACAUGUGUGAUUCCAUGUGGCCCAAUUAGCAAUACCAAAUAUGCAACAAUCAUUAAGUCUUUAUGUUGAGGAGGGAAAUAACAGACUUUUUCCACACAGGUAGUGAAAAUCAGAACCGAAUCCAAACUCUUUUAAUAAUCUAUUAUGGUUGUUGCUUUUUCUCAGUUGUGCUUUCUUCAUGUUUUCAGUUUCAGACUGAUUUACAUGAACAUCUGCUUGUGUGUGUAGUUUUAAAAGUGUUGUGUUGCAGGAAAAGUUGACCCUGAUCUGCCGUACACUGAUGUGACCAUCACACAGGGAGUGCAGCCCAACAGGAUCACAGGUAAACAGGAACUACACGCCAAAGAAACCAAAACAUGUUUCACACGUAAACAUAAACAAACACCAACAACUCACAUAGAAGAAAGAGGGAAGAGAGAGGGUGAAAACUCAGAUUAACAUCAGAGGUUUUAAUCUAGAAACUAAUUCAACUCAGACUUUAGUCCAGAGCAAUAAAUCUGUCAACUCACCUCUGCGCUGAAGUUUCUACGGAGUAAAGAUUGUGAGGAAACAAACCGUCUCCUGGAGAGGAACCCCGCCCCUCACUAGGUUUCAUUGGCUCAGCGAUAUGUCGAUCACGAUGUUGCCGAGGUAACCAUACACAUAACAUUAGGCCUGAGGCUAGAGCGGCACUAGAGAAAGUCUGAGUCACUGGACUGCUCUUUAACCCAGUUUCUAUUUUUACUUUGACUGACGUGGGAAUCACAUUCACAACAAAUGGAUACGGGGGCGAAGAAAACACGGAAUCAGGCCAUAAAGGUUCUGGGUAAAUAAAUGAAGUAAUGUAGAAAAAACAAACAGAACCAAAACAACAAGACAACCUGUCUCAAGGUUUGUUUAACCCUCCACCUGAAAUCUUGAUUUAAGACAUAUCAAUAAAGACGGAUUGGACAAAGUGAUGGUAUGAAUGCAGACAAACAAAAAUAUAUAAAAAUCAAAGAAAAACAAACAAAAAAGAACAAGAAUACUGUCUACAGUAAAAAUCUUAAAGGGAUAUUCCGGCGUAAAAUUAAUUUAGGGUCAAGGACAUGCAGCUCAAGGAAGAACAUUUAUGAUCAUUUCUUCAUCAUUUCCUUGAAGUAAUAAUCACCAUAUUAAUCAUUUUACAGACGCUGUAGUUCUUCUGUCUUAGCGUCUCGGUCUGAUUGUAUUUCCAUAAAGAAAUGAUCAGAAAUGUUCUUCCUUGAGCUGCGACACCCCGCUGUAGUCCGUAAUGGACUGGCCUGAGGUCUCACUACAAACAAGCGUCUGCUGGAAGAGAGUAGGUGAGUUGUGUUUAGUCUCUUUGUUUAAGAAAUUAGUCAAAGUUAAAAAGAUGUUUGGUGUCUAGUACUAUGGCUGGGAUCCUAUAUGUACUAAUCUGAGUAGAUCAUGGUGUAGUUCUGUACAGUAACAGAACCUCAUUGGAAAAUUAGCUGAUUUAACUUUACUGUGCUCUUGUUCAAAUAUACUAACUCAACAGCACAUAAAUCCAUACCUGUUAACAAAAUCAUGAUUUUAUUGAUAAUUCGGCUCAAUAAAAACAUCUUUACCUUUUUAUUUUACUACAGUAGAAGUUUAUUGGACCAGUUUAUAGACUAUAGAAGUGGAGAAAUGCCCCCGCUUAGGUUUAUGUUUUCUUAGGAGUUAGAACAACUCUGAAUAUAGUACUAUGUCUGUGACCCUAUAUGUCCUGUUGAUGAAGUUAGGUGCUGUUCUGAGCAUUAUUUGUGGCUAUAGAGUGGCGUUUUGGUUGAGCACGUGGCUCUCUGUGUAAAUGUAAAUGUUUCAUAAACUUCUUACUCAGCCGGAUGAAGAAACCCACCAUUACUUUUGACAGCUGUGCAGUUUUAGUUCCUGUCAGUCUGCGUCUGAAGUUUCAGCUAAAAUGUUAAGUUCCUCUUUUGAGGACUGAACUACAGGAUCAGGUUUUGUUACUCUGCCCGUGUAAAUGCUGAUAAACUUUAGUCCUGCGUCUGUUUUCCUCUCACAGAUGUGGGCGCCGUGCCGACCUUCUACUCAACGGUCAAACCUGAAAACACCUGAAAAGGACCCAACAACACCUGGACCGCUGCAAACACAUCACAGCUGGAUGGACGGACCGUAAAAACCGUUCAGUAAACCAAACCAGUUUAGAGUCACUGACCGUGAAACUCCUCACUUCUAUUCUUAGCGCUUGACGGUUUUCACUGAAUGUCUGAAAUGUGCCGAACUGGUUCUUCCUCAUUCCUCUCUCCUUUGGUCUUUAAAACUAGGCCGCUGUGGGAAGACAAGAAGACAUCAGAUCAAGAUUUGGCAAGUCACAGGCAUGGAAAUUGUUUCUCAUACUCUGAUCUUAUCAAAUCUCAGACCUGCUGACUGCUGAUACCGAAAACUUCAAAUCUAGAUCAGCCUUAGUUUGAUUUAAGGAGAUGUGUCCUUUGGCUUAUUAAUCUCUAAAGACACCUGAAAAAACUAGAAAAGCACUCGGAGAGCGCAGACCUCCGCCAAGCAGCUCAUGUCCCCCUUAUAUUGUGAUUCACACCAAAACUUUUACUGUUACGUGUCUUUUAUUAACAUUUAUUUGUGUUUAAACUAGUAUGUUCACUGUUCAUAAUGUUCCUAAAACAAGACAUGCCCUGACCCGGAUUCAAACCCAGGAUCUUCUGGUUGUGAGGCAACAGUGCUAACCACUACACCACUGUGCCGCCCGUUGGUUAUCUUUCAGCAUAGAAAAUUCCAGCGACACCCUUAUUUUUGUGUGUUCUGGAUCACAGUAUCCAGAAUUUUGUCUGGAUCACCACCAAAAUGUAAUGGGAUCCUCCUGGGGCUGAGACGCACCUCUGGUGAAAAUUUCAGGUCAAUCCGUCUGUAACUUUCUCCGUAAAGUUGCUAAAAGACAAACUCCUUGUUACCUCCUUGGCGGAGGUAACAACCUUUAAUUCUCUCGGUGUUUGGGGAUGAUGCUUAAAAGGAUUGAAGGCAGUGAAAGUUGUCUGUGGUUGAUGUCUCAGGUGUUUGGAGCUAUUUGAAAACACCUAAAUGCUGACAACUGCUGGUGAAUUGUGAUCACUGCAUGGAAAGUUUCACUGAACGCAAUCUAGAUGAACUCAUAUGUUUAAUAAUGACAAUAAUUCAAAAACAAGAACAACAAAAAUCCAGCAAAGACGUAAUUAAAAGAUGAAAUAAGACACAGUUUGUGUGAGUAUUUAAAAUUAUAAAAAAUAUACAAACUUAGAUGAUUAUUGUCUUAUAAGCUCUCCAAUCAGACAUAACAGUAAUUUUUGGACAACAUUUGGUCUAAUAUCUAAAAAGUAUCAUAUUUAUGUAUAAAUGAAUCAUCCUUUAUAAAAAGCUGAAGUAGUAAAUAAUGUAUUUGUGUUUAAGUGAAAUGCUGUAAUAGUCAUAAGAAAUGUAAUAUCAUGUAAAUGCCAUUAAGCUCAUUGACAAGUUGAUUCUUUUUUUUUUCAAGCUGUGAAAAACAACUUUUUUAUGAUAAUGAGAGAAAGAAGUCAUUAAAAAGUUUGAUGAGUAAA
Messenger RNA from Xyrichtys novacula (pearly razorfish), 9113 nucleotides. The record is from the annotation of a GenBank genome assembly. NCBI's taxonomy places the organism in Eukaryota, Metazoa, Chordata, Actinopteri, Labriformes, Labridae.